UUUAUUUAUGUUGUUUGUCUAUAUUUCAGAUUAAAUAUAUAUAUAUAUUUAUUUAUUGUAAUAAUUACAAUUGUUUGUCUAUAAAUAAAUAUAUAUUUUCCACACAUCUCUAGACUUCACUGCAAAAUAUCUUGCAGAUUCUACUCUUUUACAUCACUCCCAAUUCUUUGUAUGAACAAACACCAAUAAAUUAAGUUUUAGAACGUGACCCAUUUAUAGAAUGACAGCACAUUAAAAGAAAUCUGAAAUUUAUAUGCAGAGAGAGAGAGAGAGAGAGAAAGACGAGAGUUUUUAGAGAGAGAGAGAGAGAGAGUAUGAAGGCAGAAGAAGAAAGAGGGCCACAUGGCCCACAUCCAUUGUUGAAGGGAGGUAGAAAGAAUGGGCAAUCCUCAAGCUACAGCCAUGGCUUCUCACCUUCACAGAUCCAAUCAUUGACUGCCAUCUGUCGCACUCUCAUUCCUUCCCUCCAAACUGGCGAUGAUAAUGAUGAGUUCUACCAAUCUUCAGGCCCUGAUGAGAGUUUAUGAUGAAGAGGGGUGUACCCGAAGCAGUGUUCAUUGUACGCAUAGUGCUGAGAUUAUUAUCAAGCAGAUUGGGGACACUUUUGCUAUGCGGGCGUAUUUGUUUGAACCGAAAAUGGCCAUUUGUGCACUGUUUUUCCGAGUUGCCUUUGAACAAAAGAGAAACUAUCCUUCAAACAUGGUCGAAGGAGACCUUUCUGCUGCCCUUGAGAAUAUCAUUGAUGAAAAUUCAACUAACCCGGCAUGGAAAGCCAUCGGAUAUCAAGUGGAAGCCGUGGAGAAACCCACACCACCACAAAUCGAAAGGCCGCUCGAAAAGGGAAUUAUCGAGACCACGAACCAAAACGGGCCUUCCCUAAAAGAAUCCCUAAUCCAAAAGGGCAUACAUAUCACGAACGACACAAACGACAAAAAUGCAUACAGAAUCAAAUGCGAUGUCGUGAUCGUGGGUUCGGGCUGUGGAGGCGGAGUUGCGGCAGCAAUCCUCGCGAAAUCGGGCCACAAAGUGCUCGUCCUCGAAAAAGGCCACUACUUUGUGGCCCGAGAUUAUUCGGGCCUCGAAGGCCCGUCUAUAUCCGAGCUCUACGAGUCUGGCGGGAUGCUCUCGACUCGAGACGGAAAAAUAAUGAUCUUGGCCGGAUCAACGGUCGGCGGAGGCUCGUCAGUAAAUUGGUCCGCGUGCAUAAGAACGCCGGAUCACAUCCUCCGAGAAUGGUCCCACAAAAACAAGAUUCCAUUUUUCGACACGUGCGAAUAUCGAUCCGCGAUGGAUCGCGUGUGCGAAAGGAUCGGCGUCACGGAGAAUUGCGCGGAAGAAGGGUUUAAUAACCGAGUGCUUCGAAAGGGUUGCGAUAAUCUCGGCCUAAAAGUCGAGCGCGUGCCGAGAAAUGCAUCGACCGACCACUAUUGCGGCUCUUGUAGUUACGGUUGUAGAAGGGGUGAUAAAAAAGGGACCGACUUAACUUGGCUAGUCGAUGCCGUCGAGAACGGCGCGGUGAUCUUAUCCGGAUGUAAAGCCGAAAAAUUCAUCCUUAACGACGAAAAGCCUCGGAAAAAGUGCGUUGGAGUUAUUGCGAGCACUGAAAUCACGAAGAAUGUGACGAAAAACAAACUCAUUAUCGAAGCUAAGGCGACGAUUUCCGCAUGCGGCGCUCUUUCGACGCCUCCAUUGUUAAUUUCGAGUGGCUUGACGAACAAGAACAUCGGGGAGAAUUUGCACUUGCAUCCCGUCUCGUUCGUGUGGGGUUACUUUCCGGAACCUUCCGCGGAGCUCGGAGGGAAAAGCUUCGAGGGUGGGAUCAUAACUUCGUUCCACAAGGUUCGAUCGAAUGAUGAAGAAUCGAAUGAGAUGCAAGCUAUAGUCGAGACCGCGGGCCUCGGGCCCGCCUCGUUUGGUUGCUUGUCCCCAUGGAUUUCGAGGGAAGAAGCACACGAGCGCAUGUUGAGAUACUCGAGAACGGCCAUUUUGUUUGCUUUGCCGAGAGAUGAAGGCUCGGGGGAAGUUAAAAGGCAUGGGCGGGUGAAGUACCGGUUUAGUGGGCCUGACCGGGAGAAUCUUAAGAUGGGCCUGAGACGGGCCUUGAGGAUAUUGAUUGCAGCCGGGGCAGAGGAGGUCGGGACUUUUAGAAGCGAUGGGCAGAGGAUUAAAUGCAGAGGGACUGCAAAGGAGGAGUUGGAAGACUACAUUUCCCAAGCUGAUAAAAUGGGAAUUCGUAUUCACCUUCAGAAUCCUCUUUCCUUGAUCGACAUUGGUGCCUUCGAGACGGACAACCACGGCAUUCACAAUCCCACUCGCUAUUACAUCACACUUCAUAAUCCCACCAAAAAUGUUGACAAGUAUAGCCUUCACCUUCUCGUCAGAUGUCAAAAUUUUAAAGGCUUCCACAACCUGAUUGGUAUAUUCAACUAA
Striga asiatica is the source of this 2430-nucleotide messenger RNA. Lineage: Eukaryota; Viridiplantae; Streptophyta; Magnoliopsida; Lamiales; Orobanchaceae. The record is from the annotation of a GenBank genome assembly.